Messenger RNA from Durusdinium trenchii, 339 nucleotides. The record is from the annotation of a GenBank genome assembly. Lineage: Eukaryota; Dinophyceae; Suessiales; Symbiodiniaceae.
AUGUGCAAGCUUUUAAAAAGCCAAACAGCCUUGUACAUGCGUCCUUGCCGCCCAUCGAGACAGGAAGAUGGCAUCCCCCCGAGCCGCGCUUCCUCUGAGCAGCACCCAGCCCUCAGCCAUGGUUUUGAGGUCCCUGCCACUGAGGCUUUAAACUCAGACUUCCUGGCGGAUGCUGGCAUUCUUGGACAACGUUUUCAGAUCGAACUCCACUCCGACGGAAAGUCCGGAGCCAAACAUUUGAGAGUUUGGAACCAAGAGCACUUGGCAAGUGGAAAGCGUGCCAGGGGUUUCAUUUUCAGAGCCAUCUUGCACAUCCAGGCAGCCAGUGAGACCAUGUGA